Messenger RNA from Exophiala bonariae, 1467 nucleotides. RefSeq lists its product as uncharacterized. The record is from RefSeq and is a predicted model, not a curated record. The transcript has 6 exons. Gene Ontology annotation, cellular component: membrane. NCBI's taxonomy places the organism in Eukaryota, Fungi, Ascomycota, Eurotiomycetes, Chaetothyriales, Herpotrichiellaceae. Bases 1 to 1467 code for a protein of 488 amino acids. Gene Ontology annotation, biological process: transmembrane transport. Gene Ontology annotation, molecular function: transmembrane transporter activity.
AUGGCUAUUCCUAACCAGUCCACUGAGUUCCAGGCGGUAGGCCCCCGCCAAGCCUCUAUCGUCCAAAGCAUCAAGCAUGGUAUUAUCCACAACGAAGAGAUGACUGAGCUCGAGCAGCGUCAGCCCGCAGGCUAUGAUUACUCCGGUGCACAUAAAAAGACUGAUCCUGUGGAGAUCAAACUGGUGAAGAAGCUUGACCUCUGGAUUAUGCCUACCUUAUGGAUUAUGUACUGGCUCAACUAUCUUGACCGGAACGCAAUCACGCUCGCUCGCCUAAAUGACCUUGAGGAAGAACUAGGCCUGACUUCCAUCCAAUACCAGACUUGCGUUAUCCUAGGCCAAAUCCCCUCUAAUAUGCUUCUCACUCGCGUUCGCCCAAGCUACUGGAUGGCCAGUGCUAUGUUCCUCUGGGCAGUGGUCUCCGCUCUGACUGCGGUAGCCCACGACUUUAAAGGCCUCCUUCUGACGCGUUUUUUCCUCGGAAUCACAGAAGCACCGUACUAUCCAGGUGCAUUGUACAUGCUUUCUUGCUUCUACACACGUAAAGAGAUUGCGACUCGUAUCUCGAUUCUAUACACAGGCAAUAUUCUGGCAACCGCCUUUGCUGGACUUAUUGCGCUCGGAAUCUUCGAGAUGCACGGUAUGGCUGGCCUUUCGGGCUGGCGAUGGAUGUUUAUCCUUCAAGGUGCUGUGACUGCCGUCGUUGCAGCACUUAGCGUUUUCACCCUCCCGGAUGAUCCCCUUACCACCCGCUGGCUCACUCCAGAAGAGCGCAUUUUCGCUAAUGAGCGCAUCGUGCGCGAUACUGUCGGCGAGAGUGGCAAGCAAACAUCAGCCCGGGGCUUGAUCGAUGCUGCUAAGGACAAAAAACUUUGGCUCUUUGCUUUCAUGCAACACAUGCAUCUUGCUGCUAACGGUUUCAAGAACUUCUUUCCUACUGCCGUUCAGACUCUCGGCUUCAACCGCACCAUAACCCUAGUUCUAACCUGCCCGCCGUAUCUCGUGGCCGGCGCUAUCUCGAUUGCGUGGUCCUGGUCCUCCGGCCGCUACAAUGAGCGCACCUGGCACAUUACUGUAGCCAAGUGCAUCGCCAUCUUCGGUUUCGUGCUUGGCUGCGCAACUUUGAACACAGCCGCGCGCUAUUUCUCGAUGGUUGUAUUCUCGAUCGGCACCUAUGCAGUCAAUUCCAUCAUCCUCGGCUGGGUGAGCUCGACCUGCGGACAGACGAAGGAGAAGAAGGCCGCCAGCCUGGCUAUUGUCAACACCUGCGCCGUCGUCUCAUUUAUCUGGACACCAUACCUAUGGCCCAAGAGCGAUGAGCCGCGUUAUACGAUCGCAAUGAGUAGCAGCGCAGCAUUUUCGUUGGUGACGAUGAUGGGCGCUUGGGCUAUGCGCGUCUGGCUCGUCCGCGAGAACAGAAAAAUUCGACAAACUAAUACUGAGACUACCUUGUUCUACGCCUACUGA